Closterium sp. Yama58-4 is the source of this 2409-nucleotide messenger RNA. Lineage: Eukaryota; Viridiplantae; Streptophyta; Zygnematophyceae; Desmidiales; Closteriaceae. The record is from the annotation of a GenBank genome assembly.
AUGUUCAUGUCAACGCUGCCCAAGACUGAGGUUCCGGCGGCGGAGCGUCUGGACCCGCUGAAUCCUGACGGGGUUGGAAGCCAUCUGGGGAACGACAAAAAGGCGGAGUGGUCAACUGUGGAUUUGGAUGAAGUUUAUCUCCACGGGCCCCGUGUUACUGGAUGGAGGAUUCAGAGGUUCCUGCGGUACAUGGCAGAGGAAACCCCCGCGCAGGCCGAGAUGAUGCGGAGAGGCGAAGAAGUGGUGGCUGGAAAGGAGCCCAUCCCUAGUACGCCGAGCAUGAUGAAGGCAAAGAUGAGCGCUUUGGGCUUCCUGGGUAGACUUGAAGCUCGACUCUACGACUACCCGAAGGCCCAAGCAGAUGUGUACAUCGGCGAAUCGCGGGAGUACAUGAAGCUCAAGCUGAAACAGCUGCACGACAAGCAGGUUGCGGAGGGCAAGGAUCAGCACCGAAACUCUCUGGACGAUUGCUACACGUCGGAGCAGUACGCGGACCUGCACGAGAAGCACUUUCUGAGGGAGAUCAAAGAGUGCUACCAGAGAGCCAGGGUUGCACUAUCAGAAAGUCUCUGGCGGUGUUUUGCGGUGCAGGUGAUGAUUCAACUCGCACACCAAAUGUUGGGGAGGGGAUGCAGCAUUCGUGCUCUACGAUUCGCGAACAUGUUUGUCCGCCACACGCGUAGCAGCACGGCCGUCCCCGACCGCCAGAAGGAUCUCCCUGUGGUGGUUUUCGCCUCUCGAAAGUCCAAGACGAAUGCGACCAACAGGCUGACCCACCAAUUCUUGGCCCGGCACAUCAACUUCGCGCUCUGCGGUGUUGGUGGUCUUUUUCUGUGGAUUCAUUUCGUCUACGACCUCGUGCCACUGCGAUUCGGAGCGGACAUCAUUCCGCCACUGGACUUCAGCGACCCCCUUCAGUGGUCUAAGAAGCACAUUUUCUUCCCAUUGAGGCACGGAAGGGAACAACUGCAGGAAGAGCUUCCGUACGUGACUCACAACAACUGGAUUAAUUGGGUCAUGAACGACGUAGCGCGACCGCCCUGGCGGAUUAGCAAAAAGACCCAUGCGUUUCGCCGAUCGGGAGCCCAAGGCCUGAGUGACGAUCGCUGUCCCGACCCCGACAUCAACGCUCUCGGCGGCUGGGAGCAGGGCGAGAUGCGAAAGUCCUAUGUCGUGGGCGUUCCGUUUUGGCCGGUCUUGAUGAUGGCCGGAUUCAGUGGGGAGCCGGGAGAUUACUACAUCGGCAGAGCGCACGCUAAACUCGACAACGACACCGAGUGGAAACAGUUGCAAGACCUCUUCAAGCUGUUCAUCUUCCCGCGCCUCGAAUCUGAUUUGGCAAAGGUCGAUAAUUACAACCGCGAGAAUCCGGAUAAGCCGCACCACUCUGGCAGAAGUUUUUUGGAGGCUCUUGCAAACCCUGGGCGAGACAUCGUGGCACAGGACCUUGCCAUGUGGUGGUUCUACUGCCCCGAUCACGACCAUCUUUUCGACGGUACAAGACGGCCAUGCCAGUGCCCGCGCCACCCGUACACGGACAUGAAUCCGCUCUGCCGCCACCAUCUCUUCCAGAAAUGGGCCAUCAAAGUGGCAAUCAUGCACAAGGCUGGCAUUGAACUUCGUGAAGCCAGAGGCACCUCUGCAGCCGCUGAUGCGAUCUACAAGCUGAACUCAUCCCGAAAGUACCAGAAGCUCCUCGUAGAGAACAACCUGUGGCGGACGGAAUGUGGUCAGAAGGAUCACGAGAUUGGCGUGCUGAAGAACAGGCUCGCUGAAACCGAAGAGAGGGAGAAGAAGACGGCCGCUGAAAACAAGCAGCUCAAAGAGGAGCUGGCUGCUCUAAAGGCGCGUGCAGAGAGCAGCGCGAACGCACAGGCCGCUGAUCGAGGGUCGGGCUCGUCGGCAAAGGAGGAAGCUGGUGGGGAGGCUCCGAAGCCUGGGAAGGCACAAGCCAGCACUCCAGUGCGGGCAUUUUUCGACCUUGUCGUUAAACCCUGGCGGGACUCGGAGUCGGUCGCAAAGGCAUGGGAGCACUGGGUGAAGGUGACCUUUUUGAUGGAAGGGAAGACUCUCCGCCAGCUGUCGUCAGAAAAAAGUUUCUACCCCACUUUCUCGUACAUUGAGAAGGGUGUGAAGGACGAUGCUGGCGACAAAAAAAUGAAGCGCAUGAGGAACGUGAUGCUCGCGGUCGAGAAAUACAGGGCUAACGAAACGGAGGAGGCCACCCGAGAUGCCAUUGCGAAGAUCGAGAAGGACGUGACGACGGAGAACAAGCGCCGCAAGGUCGGGUACCUCCUCUUCGCCGCCCAGAUGGUGGGUGACGGGUGGGGAGAGAAGAUGUUUGGGAAAGAUGUUUGGAAGAAGAUCAAGAUCGAGGAGCCGUUGAAGCUGGCUAAACUGAAGAAGUAG